UAGCUACGUAUGUCACGUAUGUUACAUUGCUUCUGCUGCGUCGGCUGUGUAAUUAAACUCCUAUUAUGACAUUUUGCUACGUGCGAUUAAGUUUGUAGUUAAUAAUACAAGUGAACAGCCAAUAAUGGAUAACAUCCACGUGAUGCCGAACAAGAGCGAAGCUGAACUCACUCCGGAAGAGAAAUGGAGGGUGGAACACAUAAAGAUGCACGAAAAGCAUCGAGGGCACGAAUCUAUGCAUGCAGAGAUGCUUCUCAUCCUGUUAGUGACACUGAUUAUUGCACAGGUGUUCCUGGUUGAAUGGAAAAAAAGACAUUACAAAUCUUAUCAGAUGAUCACGCUGCUUGCCAUGUGGGUGAUACCGCUUGUAUUAUGCAUAAGAAAUCAGUGGUGGAGAUUUAUAUUCUUAUGGCACGUAUUCUCGUGCAUAACUUGGCUCAUAGUUAGAAAAGCAUUGCAACGACCAAUUCAAGGCACUACACCCAGAUUAGUUUACAAAUGGUUCUAUUUCAUUUACAAAUUAAGCUAUACCUUGGGUAUUAUUGGCUACGUUAUAAUGCUGGCCACAUUCUUUGGCUUGAAUUUGAUAUUUGACGUUAAACCUCACGUGUGGAUGGACUAUGGCCUACUCUUUGUUUUCUAUGGUCUUUACUUCGGUGUACUGGGCAGAGACAUCGCAGAAAUUUGCGCCGAUAAAAUGGCCUCACAUAUCGGGUAUUACGCCCCAGGCAGUAUGCCAACAAGAACGCUGGAACCAGGAGUGUGCGCAGUGUGUGGCAACAGAUUGUUGGUUUCUGAAAACGAAGAAGGAGUUAUCGAGAAUACAUACAAAUUGAGCUGUGAUCAUGUAUUUCACGAGUUUUGCAUCAGAGGCUGGUGCAUCGUAGGUAAAAAGCAAACCUGUCCGUACUGUAAGGAGAAAGUAGACCUUAAGAAGAUGUUCUGCAGUCCAUGGGAGCGGCCGCACGUUUUGUAUGGACAAUUAUUAGAUUGGAUUAGGUGGUUGGUGGCAUGGCAACCUUUAAUCCUCUUCUUAGUUCAAGGAAUAAAUUGGGCCCUAGGCCUCGAGUGAGUAAAAAAAUGUCUCUGUGGUGUGUAUUCUACACGAAUUCCAGCCAAAGAUAAUAAAUUCCUAUGUGUAUAAUUUCAUUUUACACAUUAUGAAUCACGUGAGUUUAUUUAUACACUUACCUAAAAAAUAACACUGUGUUUCAUACGUUUGUAUAUAUAUAUAAUAUACAUAUUUUAAUGUUA
Messenger RNA from Diprion similis, 1254 nucleotides. Its product is annotated as RING finger protein 121. The record is from RefSeq and is a predicted model, not a curated record. Gene Ontology annotation, molecular function: ubiquitin protein ligase activity; metal ion binding. Lineage: Eukaryota; Metazoa; Arthropoda; Insecta; Hymenoptera; Diprionidae. The transcript has 7 exons. Gene Ontology annotation, cellular component: Golgi membrane; endoplasmic reticulum membrane. Bases 125 to 1072 code for a protein of 315 amino acids.